Molecule: messenger RNA, 1227 nt
Organism: Gossypium raimondii (Peruvian cotton)
Lineage: Eukaryota; Viridiplantae; Streptophyta; Magnoliopsida; Malvales; Malvaceae
Product: vesicle-associated protein 4-2
Exons: 7
Coding region: 258-1049 (263 amino acids)
Biological process (GO): endoplasmic reticulum membrane organization
Cellular component (GO): endoplasmic reticulum membrane; plasma membrane
Source: RefSeq, a predicted model, not a curated record
AAACAGUAAAAAUGCGGAAGAACAGGUGAAGGCUACAGACUAAAGCUGCGUCGUUUUGAACUUUGUAUCUUCACCCCCCGCUAAUCAAGCUGUGUGUGGAAAGUUAAAGCGGACUUCAAAUUCUCACCACUUAAAUACAGUUCAAUCCAUGCUUUGAAAUCCCGUCUUCUCUACCCCUUCUGUUUCUUUUUUCACGAGUCUCUCCAUUCAAACGUAAAAAACGGUGCCGUAUUUACGCUUGUUGGUGAAAGUGCGAGAUGGCGAUAGGAGCUGAGCACAAGUCACAGUCCGAUGGUAGAGUUUGGGGGUUUUUCAAGCUGCCAUUUCGGCAAACCGGGAACGCUACCGGUACGACGUCGUCUUCUUCCUUGUCGUCGAAUCUAUACGCUGAAACUCAACCUCAGAACGAAGGAUCGAACCGUCAUGCCUCUGCCAAUUCGGUUUCUGCCGUUGCGAAGUCGCUUUUGCCGACUCGGCGUCGCCUGAAACUUGAUCCCGCCAAUAAACUCUAUUUUCCAUAUGAACCUGGCAAACAGGUGAGGAGCGCGGUGAGGAUAAAAAACACUAGCAAGUCAUAUGCAGCUUUCAAGUUUCAAACAACAGCACCAAAGAGUUGUUUCAUGCGCCCUCCGGGUGCGAUCCUUGCCCCCGGUGAGGGCAUCAUAGCAACGGUGUUCAAGUUUGUAGAGCCUCCAGAGAACAAUGAAAAACCAAUGGAUCAAAAGCGCAAAGUUAAGUUCAAAAUCAUGAGUCUCAAGGUGAAAGGUCCAAUGGACUAUGUAUCUGAGCUGUUCGAUGAUCUGAAGGAUCAAGUGGCAAUAGAGCAAAUACUACGAGUCGUUUUUCUCGAUCCUGGCCGUCCUUGUCCUGCUCUGGAAAAACUGAAACGCCAAUUAGCCGAUGCCGAUGCUGAACUCGAGGCACGCAAAAAGCCUCCAGAGGAUGCAGGUCCAAAGAUUAUCGGAGAAGGACUCGUCAUAGACGAAUGGAAAGAGCGAAGAGAACGAUACCUUGCUCGGCAACAGGUUGAAGGUGUAGACUCGGUUUAAACCGGUAAUUGCUUUAUCAUGUCAUUGUAAUUCUAUAUAUUCAUCUCUUUGCGUAUGCCCCUAAAAUCUUUUCAUGUAACGUGUUUCAUCUGGAAGAAUGGUCGGAAACUCGAUAUCUUUCGAUGUUAUUAUAUAUAUAUAUAUAUAUAUAUAUAUAAGUGAGCUGAAUUUUCUGUAA